CCUCCUCAUUUUGUGAGGCGCGUUCCAUCGGCUGCUCCAGCCUCCCUUCCCGCAGCCGCUGGAGAGACGGGUUGCAGCUGCCAAGCGCGGCGGCGCCGGCGGGAUCUGUUUGGCUGCCUCUUAAACCCGGGGUGUCGAGAGCGUGUGAAGAACCAGCCGAGUCAGCGCGGGCGGAGGAGGGGGAACCACGCAGUAAUUGGAUUUUUAAAAAAUUACUGAAAGCUCCUGGAGUAAAAUGCGCGGAUCAAGCGGGAGAAGCAAUCGUAAUCCGUUUUAACUCUGAAGCCUAAAUCCCAGGCUUUUUUUUUCUUUAAAGGAACGGAGAGCAGGCGGAAUUGCCACGGAGGGACUUUCUCAAGGACUUCGGCUGUUCUUCCACACCCAACGCCUCCAAGGAAACUUCGCGCGGCGGGGAAAAGACUCUAGCCCCUGCGAUUUUGUUGAGAACCAAGUACUUUUUGGACAAACCGAGGCGUGUGUUUGUCCCGGAGGGGAGACAAACGCGGAGAGGCUUCCCGGUCCUCGCUGCUUCGCAGACGGGUCACUGCACAGUCCUUUGGCGAACGAUCAACGGGAGAGCGGGCUGAGCGAGCGAUCCGCCCCCCUCCCGCCUCCCCCACCCGAGAGCAGGCGGCUGCAAGAGCAAGCAGAGCCAGCCCCGCCGCCGCCGCCGCCGUGUGACCCCUUUUGCUGCUCGCCCUGUUGGAGAAAAGUCGUGGAGAUCCGGGCGGCUCUUGCCUUGGGAGCCACGCGGCGCCGGGCUGCGCAGACCUCCCUUGUGCUCCGCGCCUCUCUCCCGGGUGCGCGCGUGUUCGGCUUCUCCGGCUGCCCGCUGCUGCGCCGGAUCAUGGGCCGGGGAGCGUCGAGCAGGAGGCGGGCGGCGCCCCUUCCUCCUCCCGCGGGCCUGUGGGCCUUGGCGUGGUGCGCCCUCGUCUGGGGCCUCCCUCGGGGCGCCGGGGCGCAGCCUUACCAGGGCGAGAAGGGCAUCUCCGUGCCGGACCACGGCUUCUGCCAGCCCAUCUCCAUCCCGCUGUGCACGGACAUCGCCUACAACCAGACCAUCCUGCCCAACCUGCUGGGGCACACGAACCAGGAGGACGCGGGCCUGGAGGUGCACCAGUUCUACCCGCUGGUGAAAGUGCAGUGCUCGCCCGAGCUGCGCUUCUUCCUGUGCUCCAUGUACGCGCCCGUCUGCACCGUCCUGGAGCGGGCCAUCCCGCCGUGCCGCUCGCUGUGCGAGAGGGCGCGCCAGGGCUGCGAAGCCCUCAUGAACAAGUUCGGCUUCCAGUGGCCCGAGCGCCUCCGCUGCGAGAACUUCCCCGUCCAGGGCGCCGACGAGAUAUGCGUGGGCCAAAACACCUCGGACACCUCCGGGGGCGCGGGAGGGACGGGCGGCGGCACCCCCGGAGGCGGCUAUCCGGCCGCCGCUUCCCCCACUCCCCUGCUGCCCGACCCCCCGUCGCACCCUCUGCCCCCCGCCAGCUCUGCUUUCUCCUGCCCCCGCCAGCUCAAGGUGCCCCCUUACCUGGGCUACCGCUUCCUGGGCGAGAGGGACUGUGGCGCCCCCUGUGAGCCGGGCCUGCCCCACGGGCUGAUGUACUUCAAGGAGGCGGAGGUGCGCUUUGCCCGCCUGCUGGUGGGCAUCUGGUCCGUGCUGUGUUGCGCCUCCACCCUGUUCACCGUGCUGACGUACCUGGUGGACAUGCGGCGCUUCUGCUACCCAGAGAGGCCCAUCAUCUUCCUCUCCGGGUGCUACUUCAUGGUGGCGGUGGCCUACGUGGCCGGCUUCAUCCUGGAAGACAAGGUGGUGUGUGUGGAACGCUUCUCCGAGGACGGCUACCGCACGGUGGUGCAAGGUACCAAGAAGGAGGGCUGCACCAUCCUCUUCAUGAUCCUCUACUUCUUUGGCAUGGCCAGCUCCAUCUGGUGGGUCAUCCUCUCACUCACCUGGUUCCUGGCGGCCGGCAUGAAGUGGGGCCACGAGGCCAUUGAGGCCAAUUCCCAAUACUUCCACUUGGCUGCCUGGGCCGUGCCAGCCAUCAAGACCAUCACUAUCCUCGCCAUGGGGCAGGUGGACGGAGAUGUUCUCAGUGGGGUCUGCUACGUGGGCAUCUACAGCGUGGACGCCCUGCGGGGCUUCGUCCUGGCUCCGCUCUUCGUCUAUCUCUUCAUCGGCACCUCCUUCCUGCUGGCUGGCUUCGUGUCCCUCUUCCGCAUCAGGACCAUCAUGAAGCACGAUGGCACCAAGACUGAGAAGCUGGAGAAGCUGAUGGUGAGGAUUGGGGUCUUCAGUGUCCUCUACACGGUGCCGGCCACCAUUGUGCUGGCCUGCUACUUCUACGAGCAGGCCUUCCGGGACACCUGGGAGAGAACCUGGCUCCUGCAGACCUGCCACAGCUACGCCAUCCCUUGCCCUGCCAACGUGGCCCCCAUGAGCCCCGACUUCACGGUCUUUGUCAUCAAGUACCUCAUGACCAUGGUGGUAGGCAUCACCACUGGCUUCUGGAUUUGGACGGGCAAGACUCUCCAGUCCUGGCGCCGUUUCUACCACAGACUCAGCACCGGGAGCAAAGGGGAGACUGCUGUAUGAGUUUUCCUCCACCACUCAUGCCCAAUCCAGGCAGGCCGUCUCCCCAAAGCUGCUCUCUUGCUUCUUGUGGAGAAGACUUGAUUAUAGAAGGAAAGAGGGAACUGGUGGGAUGCCUGCUGUUUUCUUUCAAACUCUGCCUCUUCUUCUUGCCACCAAAAAGAUAAAGAUGGUUGCUGGCGUGUUUCUCCUUGCUGGCUGGCUAAGUUGAAGAACGCAGAUUUAAGUGUCCUUCUUAAGACUGCUCUUCGGGACAGUAAAUUUCAUAACCCUGUGAGAAUUUCUUUACUUCCCAUCCUUUAAAAAAAGAAAGUGCUGCAGCAUCUGUUCAAAGGGAAAUGUUGGGAUUGUGCCAAGGAUAGAAGCUGGGGAGACUGCAUAGGAAGGGGAGAAAAGCAAUAUACACCCCCCC
This is a messenger RNA of Zootoca vivipara (common lizard), 2999 nucleotides long. RefSeq names its product frizzled class receptor 7 (gene FZD7). Gene Ontology annotation, molecular function: Wnt receptor activity; Wnt-protein binding. Lineage: Eukaryota; Metazoa; Chordata; Lepidosauria; Squamata; Lacertidae. Gene Ontology annotation, cellular component: plasma membrane. Gene Ontology annotation, biological process: non-canonical Wnt signaling pathway; canonical Wnt signaling pathway. The record is from RefSeq and is a predicted model, not a curated record.